CAAUCUUCAUCUCUUCUCUUGUUGAAAGUUAUCGAAAAACAUUUGUGUCAUCAAGAAUAUUUUUUUUUUUACAUAAAAAAAGAAAUAAAAUUUUCUACACGAGAUUUUACUAUCCCCGUCUGUAUCUUGUGCAUUUUAAUUUUAUAUUAUUACAUUAUCAAUUCGAAACAAAACUAAAAUCCACUCCCUCGUUCCUCGAACACAAAGAACACAAUUCAAAAGCGAAAACCUUCCUAAAAUCCGAGACAUAGAUGCGCGAUAACAAGAGAAGAAAAAAGUGAAAUCUUUAUUUAGCGAAAAGAACAAAUAAGACAAAAAAAAAGAAGGAAGUCAAAAUCAUAACACCUCGCAGAAUUCUGGUUUUUCGUCGUGCAACGUCCAACUUCCCAGAACCAAGACCAAAACCAAGACAUUUAAAAUCUAACCAAACAGCAAAGGCAUGGCCAAGACGUACGAUUAUUUGUUUAAACUUCUCCUGAUCGGCGAUUCGGGAGUUGGGAAGACUUGCAUUCUGUUUCGAUUUUCCGAGGAUGCCUUUAACACAACAUUCAUCUCGACAAUUGGAAUUGAUUUCAAAAUACGAACCAUUGAACUUGAUGGAAAGAAAAUCAAAUUACAAAUUUGGGAUACAGCCGGUCAAGAGCGUUUCAGGACUAUAACAACUGCGUACUACAGAGGAGCAAUGGGAAUUAUGCUCGUGUACGAUAUUACACAAGAAAAAUCUUUUGAAAAUAUUAAAAACUGGAUAAGAAAUAUUGAAGAGAAUGCAUCGGCAGAUGUGGAAAAAAUGUUACUUGGCAAUAAAUGCGAACUUAAUGAGAAGCGACAGGUCUCGAGAGAACGCGGCGAACAACUAGCUAUAGAAUAUGGUAUUAAAUUCAUGGAAACUUCCGCCAAGAACAGUACAAAUGUCGAAGAGGCAUUUUUAACUCUGGCUAGUGACAUAAAAGCGAAAAUGGAAAAACGAAUGGAGGCGACUAACCCACCUAAAGGCGGUCAUCAAUUAACUAAAAACUUCGAGCCAGCAAGGAAAGCGGACAGUUGGUUGUCCAGGUGCAGUUUACUUUGACGUGGUUGUAGAUACAUUUCUUGUUAAAUUUCAUUAAAAACAAAUAAUGUUUUUUAACAAGAAUAAAUUAUCGAAAAAAAAGUAAUAAAACUUAACAUAACAAAAAAAAAACAAAAAAAACUCAAACUCAUACAAACAAUAAUAAAAUUUUUAAAAAUAAAAAAAAUAAAAAAAAAACAUAAUAACAUAAACAAAGUAUAAGCCAUAGAAUGGCAAUUUAAAACCUUUUAAAUUUAUUUUUGUAUUUCCUUAGGUUUCCUUUACUAUAUUUACUGUUUAGGUCCGCGUUUAUACAUAUAAAUUAUUAUAUUUACAUAGAAUUCGAAUUGCACGCCUUUAUGUGCUAAAGAGACUCAUUUUUGUGUUCUGUCUAUCUUGAACUUUUUGUUGCUCCUUAUUAUUUUUUUGUUUUUUUUUUUUUUUUAUAAUGUUCUUUUUAAUCUUAACAAAAACUUGUGUAAUAAUUUAAUAAUUCUCAUAAAACAAAACAUAAAAAAAAUCAAAAAGCAAAUAAAAUACGUUUUCUAUAAUGUUCUCAAAACGAUUCUGUAUGUAAAAUUGCUGAAUAAUAAAGCAAUGACUUUGUAACUGGCACAGUUUUGUAUUACAACAAUAACAAUUAAUCAAAUACUUUGUACUUUGAAAUAGUGACAAAUUAGAUAAUAUUCAUUGAUAACAAGAUGAAGAAAAAAAAAUACAAGAAAGAAAAAAAAAAUACAAAAAUAAAGGCAGUGUUUUGAAGAA
Messenger RNA from Eupeodes corollae, 1813 nucleotides. RefSeq names its product ras-related protein Rab-8A (gene Rab8). Gene Ontology annotation, molecular function: GTP binding; GTPase activity. The coding region runs from base 440 to 1069 and encodes 209 amino acids. The transcript has 5 exons. The record is from RefSeq and is a predicted model, not a curated record. Gene Ontology annotation, biological process: protein secretion; Golgi vesicle fusion to target membrane; protein localization to plasma membrane. Lineage: Eukaryota; Metazoa; Arthropoda; Insecta; Diptera; Syrphidae. Gene Ontology annotation, cellular component: trans-Golgi network transport vesicle; plasma membrane; endosome.